GCACACAUGCUGCAUCCACGCGACGAAGGGCUCUGCUCUCAUGGGCAAGCCGGCACUCCACGAGAACGGAGCGCGCCGACAGUACCACGACUGCGUCCGCGGGAAGAACGACUUUUCGCGCUCUCUAAAACCCGAACGAAACGUGUUCAGUAUCCCGAUUGGGACAAUCGGCACGCCGACGGCGUGACUUGAUCAGGACUCGCGCUCUUCCGCGGAAUAGCUGAUUACAACCGAAUUAACGGGAUAAGAACGGUGACGACAUGGCGCAUCCAAAAAAAUGGAAGAACUGCAUGUCAGAGAACAUGCUAACGAUGUUGACUGUGCUCGGUGUUUUAGCCGGUACUGUCCUCGGUUUCAUACUGAGAUACUCCAGGGACGAGCCAUGGACGAAGCGUGAGAUAAUGUACAUCCAGUUUCCAGGAGAUAUUUUUCUUAGGAUGCUGAAGGCUCUUAUUUUGCCAUUAAUCGUAGCUAGCAUUGUCAGCGCUAUCGGUGGAUUAGAUCUAAGCUUAUCCGGGAGGAUCGGUGUACGAUCGAUUUAUUAUUAUGCGUCGACUACGAUAUCCGCGGUAGUUCUUGGAAUAAUACUCGUUUUAAUUAUUAAACCUGGAGAGGUCAGCUCGCAUGGUUUAACUACAAAUGAGGCUGCAAAACCACCCAGGAAUGUUACUACCGUAGAUACACUAUUAGAUCUAGUCAGGAAUGUGUUCCCACCCAAUCUUGUACAAGCCUGUAUUGCUCAAUACCGUACAAUAUUAAUUGAGCCUGAAGAUGCAAUAAAAGCCGCUAAUUUACAGAACUGGGAAAUAUCUCACAAAUAUGGAGAUGGUACAAAUACUUUAGGCUUAGUAGUUUUUGGAAUUGUGUUCGGUAUAGCUAUUAGCAAAAUGGGAGAGGCUGGAAAACCCCUACUGACUUUCUUUGAUACUUUGUCUGAAGCAUCUAUGCUUAUUACUAAAUGGGUUAUAUGGAUUUCUCCAAUUGGUGUUCUCUUUCUUGUCACCUCUAAACUUUUAGAAAUCGAAGAUAUCGGCGCCAUUGUUGGACAACUAGGUUUAUAUUUCGUCACAGUAUUAUUAGGUCUGAUUAUACAUGGUUGCGGUACGUUGUCCAUCAUAUUCUUCAUUUGUACCAGAGAAUUGCCAUUCAAAUUACUUGCCAAAAUGGGUCAAGUUUUGGCCACUGCAUUUGGCACUUCAUCUAGCACUGCCACUCUUCCUGUAACAAUACAGUGUUUAGACAACAUUGGUGUAGAUCCUAGAAUUACAAGAUUUGUUGUGCCAAUUGGUGCUACCAUCAACAUGGAUGGAACUGCAUUGUAUGAAGCUAUUGCUGCCAUAUUUAUAGCUCAAGUCAGAAAAGUUCCAAUGUCUCUCGGUACUGUUAUUGGUGUUAGCGUAACUGCUACUGCAGCCAGUAUAGGAGCUGCUGGUAUUCCACAAGCUGGUCUUGUUACAAUGGUUAUGGUUUUGGAUACCGUAGGUUUGCCUGCUGAAGAUGUAACGCUUAUUAUUGCGGUCGAUUGGCUCUUGGAUCGUUUCCGAACAACGAUAAACGUUAUAUGCGACGCACUCGGAGCUUAUGUUGUUGAACAUAUGAGUAGGAAGGAACUUGAAUCAACUGUCAAUCUUCCAGAAGAGACAAUUGAACUAGCCAGAGUAAGGAAAGUUGAGGCAUAAAUUAUCAAUCUUUCCUUUUGCUAUUUGCCAUGAUAUUAUAUAAACACAAUUUUACUGUGUUUGUAUUUUUUUUUGUAUACUUCAUAGUCAAUUACUUGUACUAAUGUAUACUCAUCCUGGGUGCAAAUCUUACUUUACAAAGUAAUCUAUAUAUAAAUAUAUAUAUAUAUAUUUAUAUAAUUGCCGAAUAUUGUUAUUAGCAGGAUACUUAUUUAGAAAUUUAAAGCAACAAGAUCAAGCACUAAUGUACUUUUAAAGUCGCAUCAUUCAUUUUAAUUUUUCAUGAAUGUAUUAAAUACAUUGUUUUUGUUUUGUCUUGUUAUAAUAUUGUUUUAUAACGGUUGUUCUUAUAUGUAAAACCAAAAUACAACAUGACUCAUACUGUUAAAACAUUCCACAUAUUUAUUGAGUACAGCAAGUAUAAAAAAUUAUCUUGAAUAUUGUUUCUACAUGUAUCAUUUAUGUACAUAUAUAGUAUUU
Molecule: messenger RNA, 2159 nt
Organism: Nomia melanderi (Alkali bee)
Lineage: Eukaryota; Metazoa; Arthropoda; Insecta; Hymenoptera; Halictidae
Gene: Eaat1
Product: Excitatory amino acid transporter 1
Biological process (GO): L-glutamate transmembrane transport
Cellular component (GO): plasma membrane
Molecular function (GO): L-glutamate transmembrane transporter activity; neutral L-amino acid transmembrane transporter activity; glutamate:sodium symporter activity
Source: RefSeq, a predicted model, not a curated record